CAAAAAUUGCCGGGAAAUCCGCUGCUGCCCUGUCAAAGAAGCUGCUGAACUCGAAGAUAAAUAUUUAUAUGUCUUCAGAUUAAACACAUUAUCGCGUUCCUGUUGGUUUCGUUUACGAUUCCGAGCCGAAAUGGACGAAUACGACGAGAUGUUCGGGAUAGAAGACGACUUCGAGGACCAGUUCGCCGACGAGCUGGACGCGCUGGCUCAGCUGGAAGAUGAAUCCUCGAAGCCGGAGAAACCCCAGAAGAAAGGAGACAACGUUUCUGACAUAGAGCUGCUGUAUGAUCAGCCCAUCACUCCAAAGGCAAAGCGGCAGAAGCAGGAAGCCGGAGUGGCCAAACGACUUUUCAACUCACUGCAGACUCCAGAGAGCAAAGCCCUGUCGCGGAGUGAUGACAUCACACCGCCGUCCUCUCCAGAGCAGUAUGAAACGCCCCGCAACCUCAGGUUGACUCCAGCUGAGUUGGACAUCAGCGGCUUCGUUUCCAUCCCGGAGACGCCACGGCGACCCGUCACAUCAGCGCCGGCCUCGCUGCAUGUGCUGCGGCGGCCUCCGUUAGAGGGAGACUACGUCAGCGUGACGGACUCGUCAGGGAGUCGAGUCUACGUCAGACAGAGAGACGACACAGAGAACAAGGUGGUGGACACUAGACUGGUUCCUAACUCCCAGGGUUCUCUGGGGCUGCUGGUGGUGCCAAUAGGAGUGUUGAGAGAACAAGAGGCAGAGAGGCGCCACCAGCAGGUUGUGGAAGAAUCUCAGCGUCUGACAGACCUGCUGACCAGCAGUGUGAACGACGUGAUUGUUGAGGCUGAGAGAGAAGAUGAAGAGAACGACGACCCUGAAGACGCUGAGGGCCGAGCCUCUCGACUCUGGGUGGACAGGUUCUCCCCCCGACACUACACAGAGCUGCUCAGUGACGAUUUUACCAACCGCUGUCUGCUCAAGUGGUUGAAACUUUGGGACACUGUCGUGUUUGGACGAGAGAGGAAGUCCCGCCCUCUCCGCUCUGACAGACAGCCUCCAAACCAGAACUCCUUCAAACCCAACCAGCCCAAUCAGCAUCCAAACCGCUUCAAGAGCAAGAUCGAGGUGACUGAGGAGCUCCUGGAGGCCGAACUGGACCAGCACCAACGACCCAAAUUCAAGGUGGCAUUGCUGUCUGGUCCUCCAGGUUUGGGGAAGACGACGCUGGCUCACGUCAUCGCAAAGCAUGCUGGGUACAAUGUGGUGGAAAUCAACGCCAGUGACGAUCGCAGCGCCGAGGUGUUCCAGAAACGCAUCGACACGGCGACGCAGAUGAAGUCGGUUUUGGGCGUCAACGAGCGGCCAAACUGCCUCAUUAUCGAUGAGAUCGAUGGAGCACCUGCGGCUGCCAUCAACAUCCUGUUGGCAACUCUGAACAGAAAAGAUGGAGGCGGCGGGGACGCUGGCACAGAGAGCGGCAAGAAGAAGAAGAAGAAGGAGUCUCUUCUGCUGCGACCAAUCAUCUGCAUCUGUAACGACCUUUAUGUUCCAGCUCUCAGGCCUCUCAGACAGCAGGCCUUCCUCCUGGUCUUCCCCCAGACUCAGCCGUCCCGCCUCGCACAGAGACUGGCAGAGAUUUCCGUCCAGCAGGGGAUGAAGACGGACACGGGGACUCUGAUGGUUCUGUGUGAGAAGACGGACAACGACAUCAGGUCGUGCAUCAACACGCUGCAGUUCCUUCACGGUCGCGGUCACAAGCGCGUGAACUCAAAGACCCUCCAGGGCGUCUCUGUGGGCCAGAAGGACCAGAACAAAGGCUUGUUCCACCUGUGGCAGGGGAUCUUCCAGCUGCAACGGGCAAAACGGAAGCGUAUCGGUGAAGGGUUCGAUGAGGCACCAGGCUCGGGAAGCGGAGCUCAGAGGUUUCAGCACAUUCUGCACUUGGCUUCCUCCAGUGGAGAAUAUGAGAAGGUUUCUCAGGGUCUGUAUGAUAACUACCUGUCCAUGCGUGUGAGGGACCCCAACAUGCACAGUGUGUGUGACGCUCUGGACUGGCUCUCCUUCUCCGACCGCCUGAAUCAAGUCAUUCUGCACGGGCAGAACUUCUCCCUGAUGAGAUACCUGCCCUUCCUGUCCGUCACCUUCCACUUCCUGUUUGCUCACACACACGUGCCCCGCAUCAGCUACCCGCACAGCCAGCACGAGGCGUCCUCCCGGCUCCUCAGCAGCAGGAACGCUCUGUCCACCAUGUUGGCCGACAUCCCAGCAUGCAUCAGGACGAGGAUCAGCCCGCUCUGCUUGUCUCUUGAUAUUCUCACGCUGCUCCUCGACAUCAUCUGUCCCAAGCUAAGGCCUGUGAACCCUCAGCUGUUCAGCAGCAGAGAGAAGGAGCAGAUGCACGAGCUGAUCGACACCAUGCUGGCCUACAACCUCUCAUACAGACAGGACCGCACGCCAGAGGGACAGUACACAUACAUGCUGGAGCCGCGUGUGGAGGAGGUGGUGAGGUUCCCGGGCCUUCCUCCGCGUCGCCAGCUGACGUACCAGGCCAAACAGACCAUCAGCAGAGAGAUGGAGCAGGAGAAGAUGAGGAGAGCUGAGCGUCUGAUGCUGCAGAGGAACCCUGCAGCGCAGCAGAAACAGGCUGAAAAACAGAACGCCGCUCCUAAAGCUCCCAGGAACCAUCAGCAGAGGCUGGAGAACAUCGUGAAGCAGACCACAGUGGAGGCCAGGCCCGAGGUGGAUUUCUUCGGUCGAACUGUUGCCCCCAAACCUCAGAAACUGCAGUCCACCUCAGAGACAGGUGAGAAGUGUCCGGUGGUUGCUAUGGGAACAGCGGUGGGAAACAGUGACGUGUGGUUCCGGUUCAAUGAAGGCAUGUCCAACGCUGUCAGACGAAAUGUUUACAUCAGAGAACUACUGUAACACACACACACACACACACACACACACACACACACACACACACACACACACACACACACAUAACUGCCUGUAUGUCUAAUGUAAGUGUCCUGAAUAAAUCCAAAAAUCCAGCUGUUAAAUUCAAAACAGUCUUUAUUUUGAUUGACAGUGUAAAGAGCCAAUAAAAACGUGUUGUUGAACAUUUCUCAGCAGUCCUUUUAAAACAAACAAACCUCUAGAAAGCUACUCAGUGCUGCACACUCACACACACACAGUAGUCUUCACAUAAAUUAAAAGCAUUCAGGAGUCUCCCAAUAAAUAAACAUGAUAAUAGCA
Molecule: messenger RNA, 3208 nt
Organism: Centropristis striata (black sea bass)
Lineage: Eukaryota; Metazoa; Chordata; Actinopteri; Perciformes; Serranidae
Gene: chtf18
Product: CTF18, chromosome transmission fidelity factor 18 homolog (S. cerevisiae)
Exons: 22
Coding region: 131-2893 (920 amino acids)
Molecular function (GO): ATP binding; ATP hydrolysis activity
Source: RefSeq, a predicted model, not a curated record